Molecule: messenger RNA, 147 nt
Organism: Paramecium pentaurelia
Lineage: Eukaryota; Ciliophora; Oligohymenophorea; Peniculida; Parameciidae
Source: the annotation of a GenBank genome assembly
AUGGAUUUGAAAUCAGUUGUUUUAUUUUAAAAGAUGGAUCCAUUCAUUAAAAGUUAGGGAGCAGAAUUAGUUAAAAAAAUCAAUGCUGAUUAUUAUUUUGAAGUUUCUAAGGCCAAAAGGAGAAACUCCAGAAGUUUGGAUUGUUGA